CAUUGCCUUCCUCAUUAUCAUCCACACAGACACCUUAAUUGUUCUCUCUCUCUCUCUCUCUGUCGAUCACAUUUCACUUCCAAAGGAUCAAGCGAAAAUGAAGACGAACAGUUCGAGCGUAGGAGGAACGAAGAGGAAGAUGUGGAGCCGAGGAGUUGGAGGAGUGGUUAGAGAGCAAAAGGCUAAACUUUACAUCAUAAGGAGGUGUGUUGUCAUGCUUCUUUGUUGGCAUGACUAAUAACAAAAGAAGAAACAAAUCAAAUCAUUUUCAUCAUCACCAUCAUUAUCGGCUUAAGGAAGACUAACCCAAUAUUUAGUUCUUUUGUUUGUUGUUGUUGCGGAUGUUGCUUAUGUAACCCCUGGGAAGAAGCUUAUAUGUAUUGGCUUUCUAUACGGAAAGGAGCUAUGCAUGUAUUUUUGUAGUUUUUCAUCCCAAAGAAGGGUUUUCAGAUGUAAAUUAGUAGCUGAUUUCGAUUAUCUUUUGUUGUUGUUUUCUUCUUUCUGGUUGAUUAAGUUUAUCUUAUGAGAUCUGGUUGUUACAUAACUACCUUAAGUUCUGACCCAAAAUUGAUGAAGGUUGAAUUGUACUUUCACUGUUAGAA
Messenger RNA from Raphanus sativus (radish), 602 nucleotides. Its product is annotated as small polypeptide DEVIL 5. The record is from RefSeq and is a predicted model, not a curated record. The coding region runs from base 98 to 238 and encodes 46 amino acids. NCBI's taxonomy places the organism in Eukaryota, Viridiplantae, Streptophyta, Magnoliopsida, Brassicales, Brassicaceae. The transcript has a single exon. Gene Ontology annotation, biological process: negative regulation of cell population proliferation.